Molecule: messenger RNA, 1437 nt
Organism: Papilio polytes (common Mormon)
Lineage: Eukaryota; Metazoa; Arthropoda; Insecta; Lepidoptera; Papilionidae
Product: WD repeat-containing protein 74
Exons: 7
Coding region: 109-1419 (436 amino acids)
Biological process (GO): ribosomal large subunit biogenesis
Cellular component (GO): preribosome, large subunit precursor; nucleolus
Molecular function (GO): protein binding
Source: RefSeq, a predicted model, not a curated record
AACACUGUUAUCUGUCAGCAGAAAAUGUAAAAAAAUUGACAUUAAAUUAUUGACAUAAAUAUUCACAUGUGUUGAAUUUAUAUUACUUUAAAUGUGAAAAACCAUAAAAUGUUGAAAGACAAACAAUUUGAUAUCUUCAUCGCGAGCCAUAUCGGAUCAUUCAAACAUGUCAAAUACUACACCGACUUAUCAAAGAAUAGUAAAAAAUGCUUAGAGAAUCUAAUCGAUAUUAAAACUUUAGAAAAACAAGAUGGCAUCACAGCUAUGUCAUGGAGUGGUGAAGAACAGAUAGAAAUAUUAAUGGCAAAGAAAAAUGGAGUUAUACAAUGUUAUGAUACCGAAGAAGGGAAGUUUAUGAAAUCCUUCAGAAUAGACCUUGGUUCUAAAAGAGUGGUUGGUAUCGGACAGAGUCAUAGAGUACUGCUUCUCGGUGUAAGCAGCGGUAUUGUAAAGGUUUGGACUAACAUGAACGAAUCCAUGGUCUCAGUUGGAGGAAAAAUUGAUAAAAUGAAAAUAUGUCCGGAUGAUUUGACAUUAUUUGCUACAGGUGGUGAAGAAAAUGAUUUAAAGGUGUGGCGUGUGGGCGAGACAGAGCCUGUAUUCGCUGCAAAGAACAGACCACACGAUUGGUUACAACUACGAGUGCCCAUUUGGGUGUCAGACCUUACCUUCAUGCCGGGACAAGGAGGGAAUAUCUUAGCUGUGUGCUCCAGAUAUGGAUAUGUUAGAUUAUAUGACAUAAGGGCACAGAGAAGACCGGUGUGCAAUGUGGACUUCCAGAAUGGAAUGGCUGCUACAUGCUUGGAACCUAGCUUUGAUGAGAGACAAGUGCUAGUCGGUUUCGGUAGAGGUCAACUCCACCAAGUGGACCUGCGCAGGGGCAAGCCGGAUAAGGGUUACAAGGGCUGUGUUGGCGGGGUAACGGAUAUAGCUAUCCACCGGGAGCACAGGCUAGUGGUCACUACCAGCCUGGAUAGACAUCUCCGGGUGCAUAGCUAUGAUAGCAAGGAAUUGCUGUACAAGCUAUAUGUAACAUCAAAGCCAUCUAACUUGCUUCUACAAACAGCAAGAUCCACACCACUCCUCAAUCCGCCACAGUUUGAGGACAAACAGGAAGAGGAUAUCAAAGUGGAGGACUCGGAUGGGAUGGAUGAGAUAUUCGAGGAUAUGGUGCCAGUGCGUGAAAAACGUCGAAAGAAGGAUCUAAAUGAUGAAAAUACAAAAUUAGAACCAAAAAUAGAAGAUACUGAAGAUACAAAGCCAUCGACAGAGGGCAGCACUGACGUGGGUAUAGAGGACAGCGUAGAAGAGAGGGAGGCAAAGAUCAUGCAGCUGCUAAAGAGCACAGAGAGGCAGAAGAGAAGAAUAGAGAAGAGGAAAAGAGAGAAGAAAGCGAAAAGCGUUUUUCAUAAUGCUUGAAUAUAUUCUUAAUUAUCA